AUCUACGUCACCGACUUCCAAAUCAGCGUGUGACGUCACCCCAAGCACUGUAUAAAGAGCUCGCAGGUACGUCCAGUUUGCAUCUCAACUCUCGACAUCACAUCCAAAGCGAGGCUGAAGCGAGUGAAGUGACUAUCACAUCAAUAGAAAAUGAAGCUGUCCGUCGCAGUCGCUCUAGUUGUGUUGGCUCUUGCCGUGCUGGUCGAAAGUGCCCCCCAGGAUGCCACCCUGACCGAGCGUUUCAAUAAUUUCCAGACCAAGGUGGAGACUCUGACUCAGGACCUGACUGAGAAGACCAAGGCAGCCGUGGAAGAAUUGCACAACAGCGAGUUCAGCGUGAACACCAGGAACUGGUUCAAAGAUACCUUUGAGACCCUGAAGAAGCAGAUGGAUGAAGCUUUCGCUAACAUUAAGCCCCAGUAAAGAACCUGUUUUCUCCUCCCAGUCUGGCCCCUCUGAAGCAGAUGAAUUGAUCAUUCCUCUACACUGCUUCCCUUUUCUGUCAACACGUCUCAUUCAUUGCUUUGUUCUGUUUUAAGUUUGUUUUUAACGCAGAAAUAAACUCCUGUCUUCUACUUGAAAAUAAUACUAUUAAUAAAAGACGUUUGUUUUCAA
Acipenser ruthenus (sterlet) is the source of this 615-nucleotide messenger RNA. Its product is annotated as apolipoprotein C-I-like. The record is from RefSeq and is a predicted model, not a curated record. The coding region runs from base 151 to 423 and encodes 90 amino acids. NCBI's taxonomy places the organism in Eukaryota, Metazoa, Chordata, Actinopteri, Acipenseriformes, Acipenseridae. Gene Ontology annotation, cellular component: extracellular region; high-density lipoprotein particle; very-low-density lipoprotein particle. Gene Ontology annotation, biological process: negative regulation of very-low-density lipoprotein particle clearance; negative regulation of cholesterol transport; lipoprotein metabolic process. Gene Ontology annotation, molecular function: phospholipase inhibitor activity; fatty acid binding. The transcript has 4 exons.